Messenger RNA from Penaeus chinensis, 6163 nucleotides. Its product is annotated as death-associated protein kinase 1-like. Gene Ontology annotation, molecular function: protein binding. The record is from RefSeq and is a predicted model, not a curated record. Bases 16 to 3309 code for a protein of 1097 amino acids. The transcript has 23 exons. Gene Ontology annotation, biological process: signal transduction. NCBI's taxonomy places the organism in Eukaryota, Metazoa, Arthropoda, Malacostraca, Decapoda, Penaeidae.
GCGCGCAGGAGGAGCAUGCGGCCCCGCGAGCAGGCCCUCAGCGCGUAUUGGGCCCUCGGGACGGCGGCCUCGGGACCCCCGCUCAAGCCCGACAAGGAAGGGGUGGCGUCGCCCCUGGGGGAGGCUGGGUCGGCGCUCUCCGUCUCCGCCACACCAACUCCGGGGGGCGGGGACGAGGCGGAGGCCCUCGGGUCACCGGCAGCAGGGGCGGACGUCGAAGCAAAGGCCUUGUCCGUCGCUACUACGCCCGUCACAAACGCCGUGACGCCCACGGUCACCGCUCCUCCCGUGGCCGCCCCGCCCGUGGUGGACUCGUCGUCCCCCUCCAGGCUGUCGGAGGUCCCCACGGCCCCGCCCCCGCAGCUGCACUUCCACGAGGAGGCCGAGCAGAAGAAGGACGGCUCCGCUGAGAAGUCCGACGAGGAUGCCAGCUUUGUACUCUCUGCUCUUGUGGCAGCAGUGGAGGAGGGGAACUUGCCUGGCCUGGAAGAGCUGUUCAACAUGGCGCAAAACAUAGAUGUCAACAUGGCCAACAAGCAUGGUGAAAGUGCAAUCCAUCUAGCAUGUGGCCUGGGGCAGUUAGAAGCAGUGCAGUUCCUUGUCAAGAAAGGUGGUGAUUUGAAUGCCACUGAUGCCCAAGGUGACACCCCUCUACACUGGGCUGCUCGACAAGGCCACGCACAAGUCAUUGCAUAUCUCAUUGAACAAGGAUCACAAAUAAAUGCACAAAACAAAAACGGAGAGUCGUGCCUCCAUGUGGCAUGCCGUUAUGGUCACACUGUUGUCGUUCAAAACCUGUGCCUUUGUAAUAUGAAUAUUGAUUUGCAGGAUGAACAUGGGGAGACAGCGCUACACAUCGCAGUUUGGCACGGCUUCCCACGCAUUGUCCACCACCUGUGCUCAGCAGCAGCUAAUACGGGACUCACAGAUAAGGAAAAUCAGACACCCCUCCAUGUGGCCAGCGGGCGGGGUCAUGUAGAAUGUGUGCGAGGAUUGGUAGGUGCCGGUGCCUGUGUUGAUUGUCAGGAUGCCCACGGUGCAACGCCUCUGCACCAUUCCCUUGCGCGACACCAUACUCAGGCUGCUAUGAUUCUUCUCCAUGCUGGUGCAAAUACUGAUAUAACUGAUGAUCUGGGAGAGACCCCGAUUCACAUCGUGGCGAGGGAAGGUCUCCUUGCUCUGGCUCAGACUUUGUGUGCCUUUGGCUGUAGUGUUGACGUUUCAAACAAAGCUGGCCUGUAUCCCCUUCACCUUGCAGCUAAGCAUGGACACACAGAGCUUGUUAGGUGCUUGUGCUUGGCUGGGUGCACAGUGGAGCAGAAGAGCCGAGAUGGAAUUCUGGCGGAGGUGUCUGCAAUGGCCCAAGGCUAUGAUGAUAUUGCAGAUCUGCUAAACAAACUCAGAGGGGAACAACAGCGGGAGGAAUACAUCCAGCAGCUCAUUCCAAGUCCAUCCCCUAUUCAGCGGAUUAAGGUGAAGAUCCUUGGACACUCGGGCUCAGGGAAGAGUGCCCUUGUUGAGACACUUAAGACAGGAUACUUCUCUUCAUUUUUCCGAAGAAGCAAAAGCAAUGCAUCUACAACUUCUAUAGGGUCAGCUGGGAAGAGUACUUCUGCAAUGAAAGGCCAUUUUGAGAUGGAGUCCCCAGUGAGCUCACGGCAAAACUCUCUUACCUUUGAACCUUGUGAAAAUUACACAAGAGGAAUAGAUGUGCAACAAGUCAAUAUUUCAGGUGUAGGAGAACUGUCCUUAUGGGAAUUUUCUGGCCAUGAGGCAUAUUUCCCCGUGUAUGAUCAUUUCAUUGGUAACACUUCCUGUGUUCAUCUCAUUGUGUUCCCACUCAACCAACCCUUUGAUGUGCAGCUACAACAGUGUUCAUUUUGGAUGUCUUUCCUGCAAGCACGCAUUCCUCCUAUGGAACCCCUUAAUGUACGAGGGAAACCUAGUAAGGCAGCCAAGGUGGCCCUAAUUGGCACUCAUGCUGAUGUGGCCCAGUGUCAUCGUAAUGCCCAAGGGGAAUAUAUUGCUCCUCAAGUGCAUCUACUACAGGAAAAGCUGCUUGACCUCUUUGGUGAUGUGUUUGAGGUCCAUGAUACUGUGUAUGUGAUGGAUGCAACUGCACCUGGAUCAGCCGCCUGUCGUGCUCUCAAACAGUAUCUUGCAGAUUGUAAGGCCAAGGUCACUCAGGGCUGGAGUGGAGCCAGUGUGGCGUAUGCUGUUGGGGCAGCUGUUAGCGGUGACGGGUAUACGAUCCUGCAGCCUGAUGCGUGCUACAUUAUUUCCUAUGGCAUAGUUAAUUGUAAGUAUAUGAUUAAAUCUUUCUUGGCCAUUCCUGGGGAGAGUCCAGAGUCUGGAGGACCUUUUAUUGAGUGGUAUGAGUAUCUGCUAGAUUUUCUAUGUUUAACCCAAUACUGCCGAGGAUUGCAUGUACAGCUAAGAAGAUCCUGGCAAGAAUACCCAGAGCGAGACACAGACUUGUACCAAUGGUGUGGAGGGUCGAAGUUCUGUUCUGGACCCCUAGAAGCUCUUCUUACUCUGGAGGAAGGAGGCGAGGCAGUUGAGGUUAAGGUCAGGGGUCCACCGGAGGCAGGCCAUGUAGCCUUCUUCUUCAUGGAGGACCUUUUAGCCAUGAUUGAUCAGGUGCUAGUUGAGAUGUGUCCAGGGCUGGUUUUGGAGAAGCAUGUCCUCAGUGCUGAACAGUUGAGCUCUCAUGCUUCGACAGUGUAUGCUUGGCCGCCAGCUGACAUAUAUACUGCCUUGCUCAGUGGAGGAGUCCGUGCUUCACUCCAGAAUCCGCUCACUGACAAGGAGGAGUCAUUCACCCAACUUGUUUGCUUUGGAUCACAGGAAACAUACACUUCUCAACUUAUACAAGUUACACCCCACCAAAACUGUUCUGUUGUGUCAAGCAUUGUGGUGGGUGGUGAGGUACACAUCUCCAGCCUGUGCACGGUGACUGUCCAGCGUUUGGCUGCGCUCAUGGACCCUGCACAUCCUCGAGGCUCUGACUGGUGUGUUCUUGCUGUCAAAUUGGGUUUGCAACAGAUGUUGCCAUCCCUUGAUAGCCAGAGUGGUUCUGCCCAGCAUUCCUCAACAGCAACUCUGUUACAUUCUUGGGGACAGUCAACUACUGCUACUUUAGGCACUCUAGUGAAGGAGCUUAGAGGGAUGGAGCGUGAAGAUGCAGCUGUAGCAGUUAUGUGUGGCGCCCCCCUGUACCAGCUAGCUCCCCCUGAUGAGGACACGACGUCAGACUCGCCGCCUAUUUCUUCCACCUCAGCUACCUCCACUUCCAAUCUCUCCAGAUGAGCACGGACACCACAGGAGUCAUAAGGGUUAAAUUGGUUCCAGAUCAGGAUUGGAGAAUGUCGAUAAUGUGUAAUUUCAACGGCUAAAGAGUUACUUCCCCAAAACUAGUAAACAAUUAAUUGUACACAAAACAAAUGGAUUUUUGAAUGUCUUGUGAUAUUUACAUUUCCUGUCGUGCAUAAUGUUUUACAUAGUGUUAAUUAGCUUUCCCCUAAGCUUCCCCCUUACCCCAAGGCUCCUGUGUUUUUAAUGCUAUCAGCACAAAUAUAUAAUAGGUAGUAGAAUGACCUUUAAUGCAAGUCAAGUACCGGUAACUAAGAAUAAGUUGAUAAGAAACUUGCAUCAACUUGAAUAAUAAAAUGCUAGUUUUCCUUCAAAACCUUUUCUUGAUUUUGUUGUGAUAGUCACAUCUUUGAUAACUGAUAAACUCAUGCUAAAGUCUUAUAAAAGUGCCAAGUCACCAUUAUGAUAUGUGAUCAUGGCUACAUACCUUUAUGACAGGCUUAGAACUAAACAUUUUUCUUCCUCUCAAAAAUUGUAGUUUGGUGUUCUAACUUCAUGUGAUAAUGUAUUUUGUAGGUUAUGAUACUCCUAAAAUCACAGGAUCUGCCCUUCUUUUGAUGAGGUGUUGAUGAGAUAAAAUAUUCAGGUGAAAUUGACUUAGUCAUGUAGAGCUCCUGUAACACAUUCACUCUACAUUUUACUUCAUAUUGUGUAGCAUUUGUUGUAAGAUAGAAAUCACCAUUUGUGCUAUAUAAAGCUGUGAAUGCUUUAGUCUUAAUUGUAGUAUUUGCAUGAGUCAAAGCAAAAUUUAAUUUAUAUAUUCUUUUUGUAUGAAAUGCUUGAAGUUUUUUUUUUAUGAAUAAAUGGAAAUGAAUUGCUUUGUUAUACAGAGGUAGGAUAUAUGCCACUUUGGAUGUCAUUCCAAUGUAUUAUUAAGUUUUAUGUUUUAGAUUGUUGUUAUUGGUGUAGGUGCAUUUAAUUACACCCUUAAAUAAGAAAACACUGGAAACCCUUGAUAGUUGGCCAGCAUAGCCUUACCAGUCUUGCACAAAGCUACUAGUAUUACUAUGUAGUUGCUUUUUAUAUGGACCCUAGUGGCUGGCUGCUAGUCCUCUGCCAACCCUUUCUUGGGAAUGAUAUGCAGUGUUGUUGGAAAUAGUCAGGAUCCCUCUUUCCCCAAAGGUCCAAUGCCCUUUCUGCCUGGAUGAUAUCUCAGAUUACUACUAACAAUAAUGUAGGAAGUUCCUACUAUGGAACUGUUAAUACUGAGGAAUUAUUAAAUUUUUUAUAUGUGAUAGGUCCGAAAAUCAGAAGAUUAAAGAAAUAAUCCCUAUGAUUGAUUAGCAGAACAGAAUCAAACUCUUUAUUCAUACAUAUUUGAUGAGUAGGUAGGAUAAUUAGCAAAAUGGUAAUCAGGAUACAGAACAGUAGUAAUAUUAGGAAAUAUAGGAGGUACAUGUAUUGAAGUUUGUGAAGGAAUAUCAGAAAUCAAGAUUUUUAUUUUCCUUUGUUUUUUUCUCAUACUGAUGGCAAUUUUUCUUCUUUUACUAGCAAUGAUUUAAAGUGUAUAGCAGUUUACUCCUUUGUUCUCUGGAGCAAAACCUUUUUGGCUGUGUAUAAAGUAUGCUCAUGUCUUUUUGUUAAUAAUUUCCACUCUAUUUUUAUUGAUUAGAUUAUGUUCAUUAUGUCUGAAAUCACUAGUUUAAAAGGUACUCUCCAAUUUAUUCUUAAAAAUUACAUGUUUUGAUUACUCAGAUUGUAUAUAUUAUCAUGUUCUCUGAUGCUGAGAAACCACAAGUAAGGUGGUGGUAUGUAAACACAACUCAAUUUGUUAAUGGAAACAUUAAGGUAGUUUUAAAUGUUUCAGUCUUUUUGAUUAUGCUUUUGAGUUUGUGUUUGUGGGUAGUUAUACCAUUGUUAUUGUUGAGCUGAAGUAUAUUAUUGCAUUGAAUAUUGUUUCAUGAAAAUGCAUUUGUAUAUUGUUUUAACACUGUAGAUAUUUGGGGCUAUGAUUACAAUAUUCUGUAAGUAGAUGUGUUAUAUCACAAAAAGUAACCAUAUAUCCUAGAUGAUAUUUGUAUGACUUUCAGAUCUUUAUUCUGUCAGAAAAAAAUGCAACAAAUAUAGGCAGAAUAUGCAGUUUUGGCACUGAUCAGUUUUCUAAUGCAACAAUAAUCUUCAUGUUCAGUUUUUUUCUUUGGAAAUUUAACGUUUUGUGAUAGACAAUUUUCACUUUUCAUUUAAUUUGGUAUGUGAUAUAGAUCAUACAAGAUUUUAAAUCAUAUGAUCAAAAUGAAAAAAGGAAGUAACUUAUGUAUGUAUAUUUUUUUCUCUUGAAUGACAAGCCUCAGAAAAAUGUACUUAAUGAUUGAAGUUGCUUGGAAAAGGGUGAAUGUGAGCUUUGUUUUGAGAGACAAAGGGCACUUUACAUGCCUAAGAUGAGGAUGCUACAUUUCCUUGUGAUAUUUUAUGUUUUUUUAAAAGUACUUGCAUCUGGUUUUCCUUGUGCCCAAAAAACAGUUUGGGAAAAGUCACUAACACCAUUUCCCUUUGAGUUUUUUUUUUUAUUAUUAUUAUUAUUUUUUAUUUUGGUAACUUUAGGUGUAAUACUGUGGUAAAAAGGCUGUUGCUUUUAAAGUGCUGUGAGAAUCUGACUAAGAUUUAAGUGUGAAUCAAAAUCACAUGAUGGAUGCUGUAGAAUAAUCAUAUCAAAAAGUAUUAGUUUCCAUUGCUUGUUGACAUUCCAUUAUAUUAGAGUGGUGCGGUUGUCUCUUCAUAGUUGCGUGUGUGGGUGCCAUAUGCACAUAUUUAUUGCUUUUAUACACAUACAUAUUAAAAGAAAAUUUAAGCA